Molecule: messenger RNA, 9917 nt
Organism: Stegostoma tigrinum
Lineage: Eukaryota; Metazoa; Chordata; Chondrichthyes; Orectolobiformes; Stegostomatidae
Gene: ercc6
Product: excision repair cross-complementation group 6
Exons: 21
Coding region: 258-4754 (1498 amino acids)
Biological process (GO): transcription-coupled nucleotide-excision repair
Cellular component (GO): nucleus
Molecular function (GO): ATP binding; ATP-dependent chromatin remodeler activity
Source: RefSeq, a predicted model, not a curated record
CCUGUGCAUUAUCCGCCCAGCGUGUGGGUGUCGCUGUGUUGGGAGGUCCUCCAGUGUAUCUGUAACGUGAGGCCUGGGUUGCGUAAAUGUAUGGACCGGGUUGGACCUGGAAUUGAAGCCUGUCCCGGGUGAGCGUGGUGGACGGUCGGGUUCGGUCUCGGUCUCGGUCAGUGAGGUAUCGGACAGUGCCAACGCGCAGGGGGAGAAGGGGCAGCCUGGAAAGGCCGACUCUGCGCCACAGGACAAGAUUGUACAAAAUGCCUACUGCAGGAGUUCCUGCAGUUGAUGAUUCAGCAGGUUGCCACAGACCAGUAGUGGCAGAUUCUGAAGUUCAUUUCAUCCCACCGGCUCCCCAGAGCUUUCGAGACGAUGGAUUCUUGGCUGAUUACCUGGAUGCUUCUGCUGAUGGUGACACCUCUGAUAGUGGACCAUCCACUUCCACUGCCUUCCAGCCUGCUGACACGAGGAGCACUCAGAAAGUUCUCCAGAUUGAUCGGCUGCAGAUCCAAGCCGUCGAUCAGAGUGCCCAGGCUCUGGAGCUGCAAGGUCUCGGAGUUGAUGUCUACGACCAAGAUGUAUUGGAGCAAGGUGUUCUUCAGCAAGUGGACAGAGCGAUUAGUGAAGCCAGUCAAGCUGCCAAAAGGGCAGAAGCAGAAAAAGAGUACUGUUCUGUUUUAGAUGAUCUGAGGUCCACUACUGUCUAUCUGAAGCAAACAGAUAAGAUCAUUGAGCAGUUGACUCCACAUGCUGCUGUGAGCAAGGACGUAAAGAGAAAGCUGGAGUCUGUGAAAAGACAGAGAGAGAACAAGGAGAGACAGUUGAAAAAGAUAAGGGCCAAACAGAAACAUCUCCAAGCCGUGCUCAGCGGUGCCGACAUUCAGAAGCUUGAAGCCGAAUAUGAAUCUUGCGAUGAAGAACCAGGUCCAUCAUCAUUUGGAAGUAUGUUAAUGCCAGCACAAGAAACAGAAUGGGAGCAUCUAAUCCGCACUGGACAGAUGACACCUUUUGGCACUAAAAUACCUCAGAAAGAAACAAAAAAGGAGCCUCGCAAGAUCAUGCUGAAUGAUGCAUCUGAUUUUGAGAAGUAUCUGGCUGAUCAGGCAAAAAUGGCUGCAAUACGGAGGAAGUCUUCCACGAAAAGAGCCAAGCAGAGAAAACCGGCAGUUCCUGACCAGGCCGAAACUAAGAUAUCAGUUGGCAAAACUCAAAACCCAAAAGGUUUCCCAAAGCAAAAUAGCACUGUGUCAAGAACAGACCGCAAACUGAAAAAACAUUUGCAGAAACUGCAGCACAAGACUCUUGAGAUUAAAUUUAAGGCCGGUGCUCCAGCCAAGAAAAAUUCCCUGCAAGAUCUGCUGAGAGGGCAAGAAGACAAAGGUUCAGACAGUGAAGAGUCACUUUAUGUUCCUGAUGAGGAGUUACUUUAUCCAGACGAAAUUGGUAACAGCAGUGAUGAAGUAUCUGAUAAUGACAGGUUUAAGAAAGCAGCAAAGAAAAGGCAAAAACACAACCGCUCAGGUGAAGAUUUUUCACCAAGCUCUGGAGAAGAUGAAUCGAGACGCAGGAUAAAAGCACACAAGGACGAUGGAAAUGAGGAGCUCUACAGGAAAAGAUUGAGGAAAUGGAAAAGGAAGAGGCUGCUGGAAAAGGAAGAGCAGCAAGCUCAUGGCGAAGAUGCUGAGUCCGAUGAAAGCGACGCAGAGUUUGAUGAGGGGUUCAAAGUGCCUGGCUUCUUUUGGAGAAAGCUGUACAAGUAUCAGCAGACAGGUGUUCGGUGGCUUUGGGAAUUACACUGCCAACAGGCAGGAGGAAUUUUGGGAGAUGAAAUGGGACUAGGCAAGACCAUCCAGAUAAUUGCCUUUUUGGCAGGCCUGAGCUACAGCAAGAUAAGGACACGAGGCUCAAAUUACAGAUAUGAGGGCUUGGGACCUGUGGUCAUUGUUUGCCCGGCAACAGUGAUGCACCAGUGGGUGAAAGAAUUCCACACAUGGUGGCCGCCAUUCAGAGUGGCAGUCCUGCACGAGACAGGUUCCUUCACCAGCAGGAAGGAGAGGCUCAUUCGAGAAAUCGCAGCAUGUAACGGUAUUCUGAUCACCUCGUAUUCCUAUGUCCGAAUUAUGCAGGAGUCCAUUGCGUACUAUGAUUGGCAUUAUGUAAUUUUGGAUGAAGGGCACAAAAUACGAAACCCAAAUGCUGCAAUUACUGUUGCAUGUAAACAGUUUCGCACUCCCCAUCGCAUUAUCCUGUCUGGUUCACCGAUGCAGAAUAACUUGAAGGAGCUCUGGUCUUUGUUUGACUUUGUUUUUCCAGGAAAGCUAGGAACAUUGCCAGUGUUCAUGGAACAAUUUUCUGUCCCUAUCACAAUGGGAGGCUAUCAAAAUGCCUCACCCGUUCAGGUGCAAACUGCCUAUAAGUGUGCUUGUGUUUUACGGGACACCAUAAAUCCGUACUUGCUGCGACGAAUAAAAGCAGAUGUAAAAAUGAAUCUGGCAUUGCCAGACAAGAAUGAACAGGUUCUGUUUUGUCGCUUAACAGAGGAACAACGUGAAGUCUACCAAAACUUCAUUGAUUCCAAGGAAGUUUAUCAGAUUCUCAACAGAGAAAUGCAGGUAUUCUCUGGCCUGAUAGCUCUCAGAAAGAUCUGUAAUCACCCAGACCUAUUUUCUGGUGGCCCCAAGAUCCUGAAGGGGGUGCCAGAUGAGCAGCUGACAGAGGAAGAGCACUUUGGGUAUUGGAAGCGAUCUGGAAAGAUGAUUGUAGUCAAUGCUUUGCUAAAGCUGUGGUACAAACAAGGACAUCGAGUACUUCUUUUCUCUCAAUCCCGACAGAUGUUGGACAUCUUGGAAGUGUUUAUUCGAAAUCUCGACUAUUCAUAUCUUAAAAUGGAUGGAACAACUACAGUGGGCUCUAGACAGACACUCAUUUCUAGAUACAAUGAGAAUUCCUCUAUAUUUGUCUUCCUCCUCACAACUAGAGUUGGUGGUUUGGGAGUUAACUUGACAGGAGCAAACCGAGUUAUUAUCUACGACCCUGACUGGAACCCGAGCACUGACACACAGGCCCGAGAGCGUGCCUGGAGGAUAGGCCAAAAGAAACAGGUUACUAUUUACAGGUUACUAACAGCCGGGUCAAUUGAAGAAAAAAUCUACCACAGGCAAAUUUUCAAGCAGUUCCUGACUAAUCGAGUAUUGAAGGACCCAAAGCAGAGACGGUUUUUCAAAUCUAAUGAUCUUGUAGAGCUUUUCACAUUAAGCAGUCCAGAUGGUACUCAGGGAACAGAAACAAGUGCAAUUUUUGCAGGCACAGGUUCAGAUGUUUAUGCACCUACCGGAAGAAAACCUGGGAAAAUCUCCAGUUCAUUCGGGAAGACAAAUGACUCGCCACCAUAUCAAGAUUCCAGCAAGCAAGCCAUGUUACCACCUGAUUUGUCUCUCCAAUGCCGUUCAGACAAAAGUCGAUCAGGAAAACUUUCUCUUAACCCACAAAAUGAAAUAAAAGCGAACAGUGUUUUUAGCAUUGAUGAAACUGUCACUGAGGUAAAGCAGGAAAUAAAAAGUGCUGAAUUUCCAACUGUUUCAGAGUCUGAAUAUGAAAGGCUUGAUCAACCAACCAAUUCUGCACCUAAGGAAACUGACAACAAUAAUGCAGAAUCUACACUCAGCAAUAAAGCUGGACUACUUAAUCAUGACCGCAAACAAGGACAAAUCAUUCUGGACGAGGACAGGAAAGACUGCAAUCUGACCUCAGAAAAACUGCAAAAUACAAGUGGUGCUGCCUUAGGAGAAACUAGUAGCAGCAAUAAACUUCAUCAUAAACGCCAGUCCAAAACAAAACAUCAAAUAACUGAGGGUGAGCAUGAUGAUGCUCUUUCAGUGUAUAAGCACAAACACAGAAAACACAAACGCCAGAAAGAUGCAUAUUUUGAAGGUGAGCGUAUUCCCCACUUGGUUAAAAGGAAGAAACUCAAAACGAGGGACCGUGAGGAAGAGCAAAAAGAAAAGGAAGUCUGCAGGCAGAGUGAUGAUUAUGUGUUGGAAAAGCUCUUCAAAAGAUCUGGAAUCCAUAGUGUGAUGAAGCAUGAUGUUAUUAUGGAGUCAUCCAACCCUGAUUAUGUAUUGGUUGAAGCAGAAGCUAAUCGUGUUGCUCAGGAGGCUUUGAAAGCAUUGAAGGCCUCAAGACAGCGUUGCCUGGGUGUCUCCUCUGGUGUGCCGUCUAGGAUCAAUAGCAGUCAGCUGUCAGGCACAACUGCUGCUAUAAAGCCAAGAUUUGGUCAGAAGAAAAACCCACUGCUUCCAACUAGCAGCUCUUCUUCCAAAUGCAUUCCAGAAAAAUGCAAGGAUGCUGCUGUCGUUGAAAAGGACGAAGCUGGCAAGUCUCAUUUCAGUGGCGUUCCAACAGAGGAGGAGGCAGGUCGCAUGCUCCCAUCCUCUUCCUCGUUACUGGCCAAAAUGCGAGCAAGAAAUCACUUGACUUUGUCUCAAAGCCUUGAAAGUGAUGAGAGCUCUGAGCCCACGGCAGUGCCCCCACCUGUUCCAACUGAGCAUGAUGAGCUCUUGGUGGAAAUGAGGAACUUCAUUGCAUUCCAGGCUAGUGUUGAUGGGCAAGCCACAACUGCUGAGUUGUUACAAGAGUUUCAGUCCAAGUUAUCACCUGCUCAGACAGUUGUUUUCCGAGAACUUCUAAGAAACUUGUGCACUUUCCACAGAAAUGCGUCUGGUGAUGGAAUUUGGACACUGAAACAAGAAUUUCAAUGAAUAUUCCUGGUGCUGCUAAUAAUCAUGUCAGCAGUGUCACUGAGAGCUAACUUUAAUUGCUGCUACGCAAUGCAAUAAUUUCAGUAAGAAGGCUUGAAUUAUCCAUGACAUAUUUGUGUUGUCAAAAAGAAAACUUGACGAUAUAGAACUGAUUUCAGUUUACUCCUCUGCAGGGACAAAAUUUAAUACUGAAAGAAAAAACUGCAACAAAGCUGUAUUUUUUUGCCAGUGGCACAAACUUAAAAGAAGGAGUUUUAAUUUGGGUUCUUUUUCUUGGAAAUUCAAUGUUGACAAGUUGCUAUGGACCUGAUAUGAAAAAGAACAUUUAAAAUUGUGUUGUGUCAAGUUUAAAUUCAUGAUUUCAAAGCACUUACUUUUUAGUCUUGAUUAUCACCAUAUUUAGUUUUGAUCCUAAAAUUUCUGAAAUUUUUCACUUAUUGAUGACCUGUUUUCAUUGGAAGACAAGCUUGUUUACCAUGGAGAAUGUUUAAUCAGCAUAGCACAGUUAUAUUGGUAAAUAGUACACAAUUGUAAAUGUCAAUUAGAAACUAAAUGCAUACAAACAUCUUAAAUAAACCAAAGUUUUUUUUAUUUUGCUAAGAAUUUCUUUUUGUUUCAUUGAACUGGUUUUUGAGGAAUAAAUAAAUAUAACCUGAAAAUAAUCAGAACAUGGGUUAAAAUUGUAAAUUUUAGUAUGGAAGAUUGGAUUGGUCAGUGAAAAUAAUAUUUGUUUUCUUUGUGUGCUAUAAAAAAUCCACUAUAAGACAAUAAGAUAUAACACAAUGCCAAUAUGCAUUUUGCAAUAAUACAUUAUCUAUGAUUGCUCCACUACCUCUACUUCACUUCCAUUUGAACUGCUUGAUUUUAUUUUCACAGUUCUAGCAAGCAUAAUUUGAAAAUUUCUGGCCCCAAUGUUUUGCAGUUCUUCCUUUUCCCUGUGAGCUGCUGAAAUCUCAAGACUUGAAUUUAUGUAGCACCUUAUCACAUCCUCAGGGCAUUUGAAAAUGCUGUUUGGCCAGUGAGCCAUGUUUUGAGGUGGUAAUCAUUCUAAUGCAACGGCCAACCUAAGCAGAAAGAAAACAUCUACAAACACCAAAUGAAUCAGUGACCAGGUCAUCUAGUUUUUGUUAGUCUUAGUCAAAACAUUAAGAUAUUUUCUUGUACUUCUUUGAGUGGUGCUUUGAGGUCCUUCUGAGUACGUGAAGUUUAGGUCUGAUGUCUCAACACCUUUGAUUGUACAGCUGUUCCUCAGUUCCAGAGCCAAUUGACUGUAGGUGAGACGAGGACCACAAUCUGAUGAUUCAUGUACAAGUGUUAGCAACUUCCACUAAAAAUUAAAAGACCUAGUUUCCAUAAAAAGAAACACUGACAACUUUCAGUUUCUUCAGUAGCAUCAAAAGUUAUACCCUUAGCUUUGAACCAAUUUGGAUUUUUUUAAUGUCUUUUAUACAUUGCUGUUUCAGUGUUGAACAUAACUAACUUACGUGAGGUGUUGAAAUUAGGAUUUGAACAAGAGUUUGACUCCUUACAUUGACAACAAUGGAUCCUCUUUGUUAAUGUGCAGUUCAGUCCUGCAGUAUCUUCCAACUUUAUCUUCAAAAAGAAUUUAGUUCUUUCACCUCACUUAGGUCUUUUAAGGCUGAAUUCUGAAAAGAAUUAAGAGACAACUCACAUAACAUAUUGAGAAUUGUCCAAUGUUUCAUUGUAGAAUUAAAUUAUUUCAAACCUUUUUUGGAGGCAUUUAACCUUCUGUGGAGAUAGUUUAAUAGUACCGUAUUGAAAGUCCUCAAUACUUUGACUGAAAAUGAAAAGUUAAACAAUGCUUCAUUAGCAGCUGUUUAAAUAAAACUGCUCAUUGGACUUAGUCUGUGGGCUAAUCCAAGUGAGGAUGGGAAAAUCUCUCUGUCAGUAAGUUUGGUGAGAAACCUCUAGCUCUAUAAUGAGGGAACUUUUUUAAAAAAUUAUCAGCAGGAGAGGUUCAUCUGUUGCUUCUAACAAUGCACAAUUGCAGUCAACAUCUAAAUAAUUUGCCAGACCUUGCUGCAAAUGAAACUAUUUGUUACUGUGUACACUAAUUAAUGUCCAAUUUUCAUACAGUUUCCUGAAAUGUUGUGGUUGGUUGGCUCACUGAACUCGUUCGUUGUUCCGCAGAUGUUUCAUUACCUUGCUGGGUAACAUCAUCAGUGUAGCCUCUGAUAAAACAAUCUUGAGUUUUCCCACAUGUUAUUUAAACUCUGGUGUUCGUUGAGCUGGAUUACCUCACUACUGGUUUUCCUUUGCAGUGGAGUGUAUAUGGGGUCUAGCUGUAUGUGUUUGUUGAUGGCUUUCUUAGUGGAGUACCAAGCUUCUAGGGAUUCCCGUGCUUGUCUCUGCUUUUCCUGUCCCACAGUCCUGUCGUUGUCCCAGUCAAAUUGAUGGUUCUCCUUAUCCACGUGGAUAGCGAUGAGUGAGUAUUGGUCGUGUCUUUUUGUUGUCAGUUGAUGUUCAUGUAGCCAUGUGGUUAAUUUCCUUCCUGUUUGUCCAAUGGAGUGUUUGUCACAGUCUCUGCAGGCAAUCUUGAAUAAGACAUUGGUCUUGUCCAUUGUGGGUAGUGGGUUUUGGUCCAGGUGAGCAGUUGGCAUAGGGUGGAUGUGGGUUUGUGUGCUACUCCAGUGCCCAGAUGUGUUCCUGAUACAAGGAGCAUGGUGAGUGUGUUGGGCCGUGUAGUAUCUUCCUGGUGUAGUUCGUGUAAUAGGCAUCUUCUGACACACUUUUGGGUAUCCAUCGUCUUUGAACACCUGGAGGAGAGGUACUCCUCGGCGUAGUUCUGUGCUGCUGCAGUGUGAUGCCCAUUUAAAUAAUGUUCUCAAGCAUGUUCGUUUUUGUGUAUUAGGGUGGUUGCUGUUGAAAUUCAGUCAGUGUGUGUGCCUUGCCUGUGUACCUUUGUUAGGAAUUCCACAUUUGUCCUGCGUUCCACCAUGACAUCCAGGAAUGGGAGCUGUUCGUUCUUCUCCUCUUCUCUGGUGAAUCUGAUCCCAGUAAGGGUUUGAUUAUUAGUUUGUAUGUCUCCUUUGGUUUAGUUCGUUUAAUAAUGAUGAAGAUAUCGUCCAUGUAGCGUAUCCAUAGUUUUGGUUGGAUUAGCGAAGGGCCAUAUUUUCAAGCGUCUGCAUCACUGCUUCAGCUAAUAGUCCGGAGACAGGUGAUCCCAUGGUUGUCCCAUUGAUCUGUUUGUAUAUUUGGCUGUUAAAGGUGAAGUGGGUGGUAAGGUAUAACUAGCUUCUUAAUGUUGUCUGUGGUGUUUUAGUAGUGUUGUCAUUGCUUCUCUUGCCAGUGGUAUGUCGAUUGAUGUGAAUAGGGCAAUAAUGUCAAAUGAUACCAUGGUCUCGUCGUCAUCUAUUCUUAUGUCCUUGAUGGAAUUGAGGAACACUUGGGUUGAGUGGAUUCAGUGGCAUGAUUUGCUGACGAGGUGCUUUAGUCUUCUUUGUCGCUCCUUGAGUAAUUUAUGUGAUGAUGUGCCUGGCAGGGAGACGAUGGAUCUGAGGGGUACUUCCAAUUUGUGUACCUUCGGGAGGCCGUAGAAUCUUAUUUUGGCCGGGGCGGGGGAGGUGGCGGGGGCAUUACUUCCUUCAGGUUUCAUUCUUAAGAAGCCUGCUUUGUUGAUCUGUCCGGUCUGUUUGAGCCUCUUUAGUGCGUUGAGAAUCUUUUUGCCCAGUUGUAGUGUUGGGUCUAUCUGCACUUGCCAGUAUGUGUUCUUGUCGUCUAGUAGUGUAUGUGCUCUGGAGAAGUAUUCCCUUUUAUUUAGAUUUAGUUUAUUAUUUGUUAUUAUUUAGUUUAAGUAACAGGUGGGAAAACGCAACAGCGCUUUAUCAGAGGCUGCACUGGUGAUGUUACCCAGCAGACUAAUGAAAUGAACCAGGUCGGCGAACCAACCAACCACAACAUCCACAACCCGAGCAAUAUACCUACUCUAAAAUGUCAGAGUUUGCAGAAAUUGCAGAAAGAAAUCCACCAAACAAGCUAAUGUGUAAAUUUGAAUUCCUGUUGUGCAUUUUAAACAGGUGAACAAAAAAUUAUACGCAAUUACAAAACGUACAAUUGUUCAUAUGCUCUAAUUUGAAAUCUUGCAAUGAGUAAUUGCAACAAUGAUGUUGCCACAUUUGCUUUACAAAUGCAGCACUGCCCUCUAAUUAGCUGAUCUAAUGCAUAAGGUGCCAUAAAGUUGUCACGGUGGUUGUUGAUGUGUUGUAAUGUCAAUGACAAGGUUAUUUGUGUAUUUCAGUUGAAUUUUCAAAGCAUUAAAAUAUUAGGAAAAACCUCUUUUAGCAAGUGAAGUUUCACAUGACACCAACUUUUGAGGUUCUAUUUGGGUAUCAUUUCAAUAUCCUGAAUUGGUGAUAAUUUCAUGAAAGAUUUAAUAUUUUAGAUGGUAUAUGUUUGCUUUGUUCCUUGUAGAAAAUACAUGAAAAUGCUUUAUUAUAAUUGGCAAGUAGGCCGGUGAUUGUGGAAGAACUUUUGGAAGUAGAUGAAUAAAUUAUAUCAAACAAUGCAGAGUGGGAUGAGGGCUUGGCAGAACUCUGUGUAAAAGAUUAGGUUUUGGAUUGGAACAAGUCUUAAUUCUGAAAGUACAUUUCAACUUCUUCAGCUUUACAAAUGUGCAUUAUUAUCAUAUUAACUUCCUGCCAAUAGGACAUUCUAAGAAGGCAACGUUGGAACAUAAUUUCUAAUUCUCCACCUUUGCAACCUCUGCAAAUGAAAUUUUAUUAAAUCAUUCCUUUGUUUGAAUAUAACUUUUUUGUACUUGAUAUAAUUGAGGAGCAUGUAUUUACCACUAGGGCAUGCAUUUAAAAUACUGCUUUUGAAACACAUUUACUUAUCAUUUCUCAUAGCAUUGCUAAUAUACAUGACAAUAUUGGUUACUGGCUUAAAUAUUAGGAAAUGCAGUAUGUAUCUGAAUAAAGUUUCUGAAGUGAACUAUGAUCUCUAUGAUGAACCAAAUACCCAGGGAAUGAUUUUUGAAUGGAGUUGAAUUUUUAAUUUUUUUUUCUUGCCUUUGAUACCUUUACAUUCCUGUACAGUUUAAUCAAUGCGAUGUUGCUCUGACAUUUGAAUACUGCCUCUUAAAUACAAGAUGUCCACUUUAAAACAUGUUGUUGAAUAGAUUAACUGCUCGGAAGCCUCAAAAGC